AGUUUAAGUGAGGGCGGAAGAUGGCGGCGGCCGGGACAGGUCCAGGGGUCCCAGAUGGGGAACCGGAGGGGUCAAACCGCGAUCGCAGUGCUUUUGAAUGCAACAUCUGCCUGGAGCCUGCCAGAGAAGCUGUCAUCGGCCUCUGCGGCCACCUGUACUGCUGGCCUUGUCUUCACCAGUGGCUAGAAACGCGUCCUGAGCGUCAGGAAUGUCCUGUGUGCAAGGCGGGCAUCAGCCGGGAUAAAGUCAUCCCUCUCUAUGGGCGGGGCAGCUCUGCUCAACAGGAUCCCAGAUUGAAAACUCCCCCCCGACCUCGAGGGCAGCGCCCGGAGCCUGAGUCGCGAGGGCAGGGCAUCGGCAGUUUUCCUGAAGCAGCCACAGGCUUCCACAUGGCAUUUGGCAUUGGCGCAUUCCCCUUUGGCUUUUUUGCUACGGGCUACAGUGGCCCAGGAGAAAGAGCAGAUACAGAGGCGGCUAGACCAUCAAGCUGGCAGGAUUCAUUGUUUCUUUUCAUUGCCAUCUUCUUUUUCUUCUGGUUGCUCAGUGUCUGACCGGCUGGACCCCACUGAGCUUAACCUGUACUAAAGUCUAUGAGAACUGAACAAAAGGACUUUGAUAUUGGGGGGUGGGGGGGGAGAAUAGUUUCUGGGUGGGUGGGCUUGCUUGCUGAAUGCAUAGGAGAGGCAGGAGGAAGUUAACACUGUAUGGUGGGGUGUAAUCUGGGCAGGGCAAAACUCUCUCUCACCUUUUUUCCCAUCAUUCCUCCCCCCCCCCAAGAGAAUUAUACACAAUCCCAACCUAAUUAUGGAUUGAUUGGGAGUAAGUAUGCUAGGAUGAUCAAGGAUAGAUUCUUUCCAUUCUGUUCUUCAAAGAAAGAACUCAAAUGUGAGGGUCAUCUCGAAGUCAGUGGGGAGGAGACGAGGGAGCUGACGGAAGCACAUGCCAGCAACUCAUUAUUUCCAGGUUACUUAAAAGCAGGAGGAAGAAUUGGGUCCGGCCUUGUGCGUGUCCCCCUUUUUUCCCUGCUCUGGUUUCAACCACGGUAGCGUUUGCUUGUCAAUCGGCAAGCAGUCUGCCCAUUGAGAAAAAGUAGCUAGACCCAUCUCUGUGUAAAAGUACACUAAUCAGGGAAAGGGAUUUUGUAGGGCAAGCAAGGUUGGGGUGGGACAGAUUCUAUCUCUUGCCACAGACAAGAAGUUGGGGGGGGAGGGACCCAUUUUAUUCAGCCACAGAAAGUGCUUGUGGGAAGGGGAGCAAGAGCUGUUGCAGGAACAAGUUAAACAUACGGUUUGGUCCCAUAGGAAGUGGCUGCGUAUACUUUUAACUUGAGGCCAGGUGAUCCCUGAAGAGCUUCUCUUGGCUAUUUUUCGAUAGGGCAAACUGCCAGAGUUUUGAGAAUGUAUGUGGUAUUGUGGGUAUUUUCCCCUUUCUCUCUCCCUCACUUUGAGGAGGGCUAUUAAUCUCUUACUACUCUGUUGGAGUAACACAAGGUCCGGAGAUGAGGAUGCUGGACGUUGGUUGUUAAUUCUCCAUCCACCCACCUCCAGCUCUUCCAAUAAUGUUGGGAAAUGUUUGGGGUGGAUGAGGCGAAGGUUGACCACUGGAUAUCUUAGUCCUGAAUAACAGUAUUUUGUGGCCCAGAAGUUGCUUGGAUAAUGAUUUCUCCCUUCGUUUGGGGUGACAGAGAAGGGAUGUGAUGUCAAUUAACCAAUGCUUUAAUUAAAUUCACCCAUGAUUCCUA
Messenger RNA from Python bivittatus (Burmese python), 1741 nucleotides. It is a transcript of the gene RNF5, whose product is annotated as ring finger protein 5. Lineage: Eukaryota; Metazoa; Chordata; Lepidosauria; Squamata; Pythonidae. Gene Ontology annotation, biological process: ubiquitin-dependent protein catabolic process. Gene Ontology annotation, cellular component: endoplasmic reticulum. Gene Ontology annotation, molecular function: ubiquitin protein ligase activity. The record is from RefSeq and is a predicted model, not a curated record.